This is a messenger RNA of Cladophialophora immunda, 1793 nucleotides long. RefSeq lists its product as uncharacterized. Gene Ontology annotation, molecular function: transmembrane transporter activity. NCBI's taxonomy places the organism in Eukaryota, Fungi, Ascomycota, Eurotiomycetes, Chaetothyriales, Herpotrichiellaceae. The transcript has 3 exons. The record is from RefSeq and is a predicted model, not a curated record. Gene Ontology annotation, biological process: transmembrane transport. The coding region runs from base 1 to 1647 and encodes 548 amino acids.
AUGCCCACCCCUCACGAACCCACUGCCUCCGUCGAUGAAGUCCCACAACGAGUCACGGACUCCUUCCUACGCAAAUCUAGAAUCCGAUCUCUUCUCGAGCUCACGCGCCUCGACGACGAUGUAUGUCGGCAGAAUUACGCCGGUAGCGGCACAGUCGACGACCCCUACAUUGUCGAUUACUUGCGCGACGACCUCCAAGACGCCUUGAAUUUCUCCAAGGGACGGAAAUGGGCCAUUGCCAUUUCCCAAUCCCUUUGCACCUUUGCGGUGACCUUUGCCAGCUCGGUGUACGUCAGCGGCAUCGCGGGCGUCAUGCAGCGCUUUCACGUGUCUGAGGAGGUGGCCACACUGGGCUUGUCGCUCUUCGUGUUGGGGUUCGCUUUGGGACCAUUGAUCUGGGCGCCUCUGUCGGAGGUGUACGGGCGCAAGACUAUCUUUGUGAUUUCGUACACGGCGUACACGGCGUUUAGCGUGGCGGCGGCAUGCGCGCCGAGCAUCACAGCCUUGCUGGUUCUUCGCUUCUUUGCGAGCGCUUUUGGUUCAUCGUCGAUGACGAAUACUGGGGGCGUUAUUGCGGACAUGUUCAGCAAGGCGGAGCGCGGACUCGCCACGGGAUUGUUCGUCACGGCGCCCUUUCUGGGGCCUGCCCUUGGUCCCAUUGCAGGUGAUUUUCUUGACGAGACCCAGGGCUGGCGCUGGAUUCUUGGAUUGAUUGCCAUACUGGGUGGUGUGAUCUGGAUUGCCACAAUGCUUGCCACCCGCGAAACAUACGCGCCGUUCAUUCUGCGAUGUCGAGCCAAGUCCCUCUCUCGGAUGAUGGGGAAAGUAUAUGUAUCCCGGCUCGAUGCGGCGCAGACGCCCAAAACACUCUCGCAGGAGCUCUUGGUCUCUUUCACGCGCCCCUUGAUCCUUCUGUUCCGCGAACCCAUUGUGUUGCUGACGUCAAUGUACAUCUCUAUCGUCUACGGCACACUGUACAUGUUCUUUGCUGGGAUUCCCAUCGUCUUCCAAGAUGCCCGAGGCUGGAGCCAGGGCACCGCCGGACUUCUGUUUGUCGGCGUCGCUAUUGGCGUCUGUCUUGCCACGCUUGCGGCCGGAGUGGACAACAAGCGCUACGUGCGCCUGUGCGCUGCAGUCGAGGCAGAGGGGUGCGCAGUCGAACCAGAAGCCAGACUAAGCACCGCCAUGGCAGGCUCUAUUGUCCUUCCGAUUGGUCUCUUCCUGUUUGCGUGGACGACGUAUCCGUCGGUGCAUUGGAUCGCGCCCAUUAUUGGCGCCACACUGUUUUCAUGCGGUCUUGUCAUGGUCUUCAUCUCGCUGAUGAGCUAUUUGGUCGACUCUUAUGUCGUCUAUGCUGCCUCUGUGCUAGCGGCCAACUCAGUGCUUCGAUCCUUGUUUGGCACCGCAUUUCCGCUGUUUACGACCCAAAUGUACGAGAAUCUCGGAAAUCAAUGGGCGAGCUCCAUUCCUGCAUUCCUGGUGCUUGGAUGCCUGCCUUUCCCGUUUCUAUUCCACAAAUACGGUCCGCAAAUACGCUCCAGAUGUAAGUAUGCUUCCGAGGCGGCAAAGGUACUGGAAAUGAUGCGUCGUCGGCACGUUCUCGUCACCAGGGUCGAGCAAAAUGAGCAAGGGAAGGAAGCUGAAUAGGUUGAUUCAGCAGAGGCUGGUCCUGACAGUACUAUCAGCGCUCCGCGAUACGUAAUAGGCCGUGCGGGUUUCAAAGAUAGACGGAAACUAUGUGAAAUACAGAUUUAAUAUCAUGGUAUAUAAUGGACACUGCCUCAGAUAAUGCA